Molecule: messenger RNA, 5126 nt
Organism: Ctenocephalides felis (cat flea)
Lineage: Eukaryota; Metazoa; Arthropoda; Insecta; Siphonaptera; Pulicidae
Exons: 17
Coding region: 403-5100 (1565 amino acids)
Cellular component (GO): cytoplasmic vesicle
Molecular function (GO): protein binding
Source: RefSeq, a predicted model, not a curated record
UGUGUGUUUAUUCUGGAAUAGUAUUCUAACUGUACAAUGUGUAAAACUUGUUAAGUGUCGAUAAUAAACUCGUGUUAAAUUAAGUUUUUGUGCUCAGAGUUAUUAUAGAUAUCAGUGAAGUUUUUGUUAAUUAGUAAUAAUUAUAUACUUUGCACGAGUUAUAAGGAUUUUGUUUCCAUUAUUACGGCUGUGAUGACAUUUGACUUUAGAGUUAUUUCAUAGAUACUUUCAUCGUUUGUGAUAUUAAUUAGAACGGACGUUUAGUGUUAUUCGAAUUAAUUUAAGUAGUACAAUAGAAAACUUGUGAUCCAAAUACCGUUUAGAGUGACUGUAAUAAAAAAUCGUGAGUGAUUCGUGGAGAUAGUUUUAUCAAACAAAUGCGUCUUUGUAAAAUGCGCCGUUAUGCUAGCCAUCAUAUUGAUGUGUAUGAUGAAGAUCGUGGAGUUCGGAUCUGGUCUAAUCAGCAGCGUGUCUUGUGUAGAAGGAAAACAGCUGCAGAUUAAGAAGAAGCAACACAGGCAGAGGCAAAAGCAGAGGCGAACUCGCAAACACGGUAUUUUGCACAGAGGGAUGCACGAACGUAAACAUCAGCAGGAGAGUCCGGAUUCCGACUGUAACAGUAACCACAAACUUAGCCAUGUACCAUGCUUCACCACGGGCAGUACUUAUGGGAGCAUCACGUCUUCCCAGGACUUCACCCACGACAACUCGGAUUACCAGUGGUUUUUGGACUACGGGUACCGAGAACCAGGAAAUCACCAGCAUCCAGUGAGUGUACUGUCGUCUCUAGCGAAUUCGUAUACUGGCAUCGAUAGUUUGGGAUACUACGAUGUCAUCUCCAAAAAUUUGGACGCCAAUUUGGCCGAAGCUGAUAUGGAGAGCUUUCGCACAGAGGACAUACACUCACUGCUCACUCACAUGCCCACCAUGUGCUCGGAUAUGCAAAUGCAACAGGAGCCGGAGAGAAGAGGAGAAAUGUUUGCCAGUAUUACCGGAUCAACCCUGGAUAAAAUAGACCUGGAUGUUUCUAUAGGCGCCAGAAGUAAUUCACAGUGCGAUGAUCUUUCGGCAUCGGUACGAGAUAACAUGUCCAUCACCAAGUCGGAGCUUCUGUUCUCGCCCGUCAAAGAGACGCCGAUACUGGACGUCAACUUCAGCGUGGAUUCCCUGGACAUGCUUUCCGAGCAGGAUCUGAUAUUGACUUGUCAGGCCAAUAAGAAUAACUACACCAUCGCAUUUGAAGGCAGCAUGACCAUGUAUUCGGAGGAGAGCGAAUAUUCCGAAUUGGAAAAAGAAAAUUCGGUGAAGAAACAGAACGUAAGCAAGACAACAAAUUCUGUAUGCUCCUCAAUGGGUUCGGAAUUGGGCUACACCACCUGGAGUCAACUGAAAAAGCGAUCCAGUGAGAUGCUGCUUUUGAGACAUCACAAUAUGUCUUGUGACGAUACGUCAUUGGGAAAUAAUCAUAGCAUGAUAAAUGUACAUAAAAGUCGGAGUAUGCCAAAUUUAACUGAGGGCGGUUGCAGUUCCAUUGUGAGGAAGCGUUCGCGAAGAAAUAUAGCCAAGGCUAGGAACCUAUUUUUAAAUUCGAAAUUGCCACUACACACUCGCGAUUCAAAAUUAUUCAACGCUUCUGGAUCACUUUCUUCCGACAUGGGCGGUUCGAAUAACACAACGGGAGGUGGACAAAAUGUCUUGAACAAACCGAAUCAUUAUUUUAACCUGGUUCAACUGUUUAUGAAACAAAGGAGUAUCAGCAACGAACGCAUGAGCAUCUGCAUGGACCAAUCUUCAGAAUGUUGGGGAGCGAGCAAUUCAGAAGGCGACAGCGGCGAAUCCUAUGCCAAUGAGAAUGCUUACAGGCAGAAUUCACCAGAUGUUAAAAUUUUGAAUACUAACAAUAGAUUGAUCUCGAUCCAAAACAAUACCAACAAUGUAGGGGAUACAGAACUGAAAACUUUGAGCAAGAAUACGGCGGUGAAAUCAAUUUUCAACGAGAAUAAUCUAACUCAAACCAAUUGUAAAGAAUCCAAACACUUGUUUAAUGUGAAUAAUAACAAUAGUUUCGAGCACAUAGUUUGUAAUAAUCAUAAAAACCGUUUUGGGAGAUUGUACAAUGCGAGUGGCAGUGUUUCCUCCAACGGCAGUGUUAGUGUGUUGAGCUGCAGCUCAUCAGAAGGUACGCAGAAUACCAAAAUUCCGCAAAUCAACUGUUUGUCGAAAAUUACGAAUAGGACCCAUUGUCAAGCGGCGGCGGCCAUAGAUUGUAGUGUACAAACUUCUUUUCUAGCGAAUUCGUUACGUAGACAUUGUGAUAAAUCUAGUCAAAUAAGUGAUUUUAUGAAAGUGAUUGAGCCAUCGUUCUUGUCUAAACUCAAAAACAACGACAAGCAGAUACCGAUAUACGUAAUUUAUCCCAGCUACACGUUGCCCAACUUGAACUUCCUGCAUACGAACAGUGAUUGUAGCAAAAUGCUGCUAUACCCAUUGAAAUACAAAAAGUUCAGUCAGGCUGACAAAAAUGUAAGUUUUGCACACCGUCGGCCACUAUCCUGCAAUGAUGUUGAGGCUCUUCGUAAAACAGGCUUUGGACAUAUAAGGGAUUGGGAUUCCCUAACCAUGCUCUUGCCUUGUGAAUACCGGAAAAUUUUAGUUGACAUCCCGGAAUUAUCAGAACACAUGAAGGACAAGAAAGAAGAUUUCCUAAAGGCUGAAGAAAAACCGUUGUUUUGUGUAUCACCCCCUGCAAGGCACAAACAGAGGCCUUUGAGCUGCGAUGGAAAUGUUUUAACGGGAAAUCACAUUACAAAUGUAUCUUCUAGUUCUAGUACUGCUACUCAACCUUCAUCUGGAUACAGAGGAUCAUCCACUAUCUUAACAGAUUCAUCUUCACAAAAUAGUCCUUCCUGUAAUACUAAUGUCAACCCAUCAUUUGCUUAUCACUAUGAUAAUUCUAGCACCGAAGCAAUGCACGAGCAUCACAGACAUAUAUCAGGGAUACAUGAAAACAUGCCUGAUAUAUCAGAAGCUUCUCCUCCCAGGCCACCUUUACCAAGGGGUCUAAACCGCACUUCUAGUAAUACCAAAUACCCAUCAAUAAUUCAAAAAAGAUUUAGUGCUUGUGACGUUAUACCGGACAAUAUAGAAUGCAGCAAUAUGGAUAAGGCGUCCAAAAGAAUUUCAUUGGAUGAUCCAUACCAGCUGCUCAAACAGUAUCAAGAAAAUACCAAAGAAUCGAAAUGCAAUAACUCAAUUAUCACAAAUGCGAGGAGACAGAAAAAGUAUGCUGAAAGUCUCAAUUAUCUGCAAUACCUCGCAAUGAACAAUAAAAAUGAGUGCUACAAAGAUGAUUCAGUGGAACUGAAAACUAAUAAUGCUGAAAACGAUCUGAAUAAUUUAACCAAGAAAACGUUUGCUCAUUUGAAAUCGAAUGAUUUGACUGUAAAUCAAAUUAAAGGCAGUCAUCUUGAAACGCCUCCCAAUUCACCAAAUGUUUCUGCAAUUGUUAAUCGCUUAUCUUAUGCUAAGAAUGGACGUGUCGUAAGUGGUAAUAAGGACACAAAUGCACCAGCCGAUAAUCAAUCAGAAAAACCGUUAUCAGGAAUCAACAAAAAGCUUGUGCUAGUGUCGACUGUGACAAAUGCAGUGGAAAAAAUAAUACAACACUUUUCAACUGCUACAAAUGAAACCGAGUUAAAAGUUUUGGGUGAUUCAUCUCUUACACCGGCUUGCAGAAAUUUAAUUCUCCUGACAUUUUGUCCAGCUUUGUUUGCAUUGUUUUCUGACGGACUGAAACCUAAUAUUGAAACUUCUUUUGGAAAUGUGAGCAAUACUGUUUGGCAUGUUGUGGAGGCAUCAGCACAAUUAGGUCCAGUAACACAAUCUUUGAGUGAGCUUGUUAUGGCAAUAAACGUUAGUGGCAUCACAGACAUUCUGGAUAAAUUUAAUGCAUUUGUUUUUGGAUUAUUAAAUGUGCACUCCCUGGAUGGAUGGGUAGCCUACAUCAAGACUCGCGAAUCUGUGUUAAAGAAGCAUUAUUCAGAACAUUCUUUCAUGUUAUUAGACUCCGCUGGUGGAAAUUCUCAUCGAUCAUUAUUUGACACCUUAUUGGCAUCAUUAGAACCAUUAUCUAUCCUACCAUUCAACCUACAAGCUUUGGUCCAUAAUACAAAUAGAAUGAAAACAGCUGACAAGAAAUUAUUAGAAGACUUAGAGAAUGAAACGAGGCGCGUUCCAGAAAGACUAUCCUUACAGAGGCCCAUGAGUACCAUCGAUACAAGUUUUAUAAUGGAACAUGAGGAUAACUCAAGGAAACGUUGGUCUGAUGUUCCACCAAGCUAUUUUAAGCAUAAUGCAUACGAUCAUUUGAUAAGCGAUGUUGAAUAUUGUGAUAGCUUGGAGAAUGAUAACACAGUUAAAGAAAAUACGUCGGAAGAAAAUGAUAAUAAAGGUGUGAAAUUCCGUACCUUACAGCAGAAAUGGGAAGCAAUGGCAGGGCACGAGCAAGUUAAUACUCAACCCCCUGCAGUGCACACGAAAUCUAAGAUCCCCAGGCCAGUGACUUCACCGAUUAAACCAGAAUCCAAUGCUAUUUCACCUUCUAUUCAGAAGCCCAAGAGGUCGAUACCAGUUCCCAUCAGAAAGAGUCCAAGCGGAACAACUAACGGAAUUGCUUCAAAGAAACCGGGAAGCGUGGUAGCCAAACCAGUUGUUACGACUAGACCAAAUACAGCAAACAGCAGGACAAGCAGAGUUGAUAUGAAAGUUGAACCGAAGCAUUCAGUUCGCCCAACAAGUUUGCCAUACAAAUCUUCGAAUAAUGAAUUGAAGGAUAUUUCAAAGCCAUCAAUAUCAAGGCGGACUGCUUCGAGUUCUCAGCUUAGGUCAAAUAAAACCAAAACUAAUAAGAAAAAUAGGACUUGCAAGACAACGUGCCACCGAAUGACUUCUGAUGCUGGUCAUCUGUCGUUCAACGAAGGCGAAACCCUACAACUGAUCCUGGAAGUUGACGCUAAAUGGUUGCUUUGCUGCCGGGUAGAGCAGAAAGGUCUCGUACCCAGGGCAUCUGUCAUCAUUUUAUCAGAUACUAGUCAUAGAUAGUGUGUAAAUUAAAUUAAUAUAAAUCU